AUGACGCUUUUGGCAGCAGCGAGAAAGCAUCUCACACAGUGCGAUGCUUUCAUCCAACAAACCGAUGACGCUCAUGGCUCUGAAUACACCGCUCCAUGUGAUAAUCGACGACCCGCUGUUUCUGGCUUCACUGGAUCCGCCGGUACCGCUGUCUUUACAAAGGAUAAGGCUUGCUUGUGGACCGAUGGUCGCUACUUUCUCCAGGCUAAUCAGGAGCUCGAUGGAGAUUGGACGCUCAUGAAGGAUGGCAUUUCUGGAACUCCUUCUAUCGAGGACUGGCUUAUUGAAACUCUUCCUCAAGGCUCUACUGUCGGUUGCGAUGGCUGGUGCACUAGAUACAACGGUUUUCUGAAAUACAAGUCCAAAUUCGAGUCCCGCAACUUGAAAUUCGCAACUGUUGCCAACCCAAUCGAUGCUGCAUGGACUGAUAAGCCAGAACGCCCCGCUGGAGAGCUCGAAAUUAUGCAAGUCGCCCAAGCUGGUCAAUCUUGGCAAGAUAAACUCGCCGCCGUCCGAGAAGAAAUCAAGAAAGAAGGUUGCCAGGGUUUGGUAAUCACUAUGCUUGACGAGAUCGCUUGGCUUUUCAACCUCCGUGGAACAGACAUUCCAUUCAACCCUCUUUUCUUCUCUUACUGCUACAUCUCCCUCGACAAGGUGCAACUGUUCAUGAACCAGGCCCAGGCAUCUGAUGCCGUUCGAGCCCAUCUUGCUGGUGUCACCAUUGAAGACUACGCCUCUACUCUUUCUACUCUCGAAUCUCUUGAAGACAAGGUUCUUGCUUCAUCAAAUUCUCCCGCAGCCAUCGUGAAUGCUUUGAAAAACAAGCAGGUCGUGACAAACACCCCUGUUGGAAUUCUUAAAGCGUACAAGAACGACACUGAGAUUGAAGGAAUGCUUCUUGCCAAUGUCAGAUCCGCUGUUUGUCAUGUCAAAGCACUCAAAUACGCUGAAGACAACGCUGGCACUGGAAUUACUGAGUGCGACGUCGUCGACAAGCUCAACGAGUUCUACCGAGCUCAGAAAGACUUCCGAGGUCAAUCCUUUGACACUAUUUCUUCUUCCGGCCCUACUGGCUCAAUCAUUCAUUACAAGCCAAAGCCCGGUUCUGAUCGAAAGAUCGAAAAGUGCAUGUUCCUCCUCGACGCUGGUGCUCACUACACUUGUGGAACUACUGACACUACCCGAACUGUCCACUGCGGAGAACCAUCUGAAUUUGAGAAAGAGUGCUACACUCGGGUUCUUAUGGGACACAUCAACCUGGCUAAGCUGCGAUUUCCGGAAGGAACUCGAGGCCCAGCCCUUGACGUGCUCACUCGACAGCCACUUUGGGAAGCCGGCCUUCAAUUCAAUCACGGAACUGGACACGGUAUAGGCUGCUGGUUGAACGUCCACGAGCCGCCAACUGGGCUCUAUCUUUCUCCACGAUUGGAUUGUGUCACUCAGUCUGCUGAUCUCUUCUACGCGAAAGGAUACUGCGUCACCGACGAGCCCGGAUUCUACAAAGAUGGAGAGUUCGGUAUCCGAAUUGAGAACGCCCUUUAUGUCACUGAUGUCCAGACGAAAUACAAUCUCCCUGAGGGCACUAAAUUCUUGAAGUUUGAAUCUUUAUGCUUCGUUCCAAUGUGCAAGAAACUUAUUAACGCAGAAAUGCUCGACUCCUCGCAAAAGAAAUGGCUGAACGAGUACCACAAGAAGACUGCCGAGCUUCUAAUUCCAGAGUGCAAAGCUCAGGGCUGGGACGAUCUGAUCCCCUGGAUCGAAGACAACUGCGCUGCCUUGUAA
Molecule: messenger RNA, 1782 nt
Organism: Oikopleura dioica
Lineage: Eukaryota; Metazoa; Chordata; Appendicularia; Copelata; Oikopleuridae
Source: the annotation of a GenBank genome assembly